CCGCCCUCCCUCAUGAUUCUAGGGGACAACAUGACCGUGUUAUCAGCCUUAUUUCGGCGGCAGUUAAUGAUGUGACGAUGUGUGGAAGCUAUAAUUAUUUUGUAAAAAAAAGUCCGUUGCAAUUGAACAAUCUGGAUUUCAUGGCUGACGCAAAGUAUAGAACAUAAGGUCAAGGAAGUCAAGGAAGUGAGGAAGGAAGUGUUGCGAUGGGGGGUCUAGAAACUGGUUCAGGAGUUAAUGGGCUGAAAAGACAACUUGUCGAGAGUUCACAUCAUCAGAAGAAGCCUUUGUUUCAUAUUUGGUUCAAGUUCCUGCUCCUGCUUUGUCUCGUACUCUUUGGCUUGGGUUAUACUCUGUCAAGCAGCUCUGUGUCAAUGUGGCAGACGUUUCCACUCUAUGAGCACUACUACAGGAUUUUCAAUUGGACCAGUAAAGUUAACGCUCCUCCUUCUUAUUACGUUCAUCCAAAACACAGGGUUAAACAAAAUGAAAUCCAUGAAAACAUGCAACCACUUUCUAUACUACCUACUGUAGCACCUUCAGGUACUCAGUACCACCAAGGCUACCCACGCAACUACCACUUUAUUAUGGAUAACCCAGAGGUGUGUAAAACCAACACCCCUUUCCUGGUCCUGAUGGUUCCAGUCGCACCAAAUAACAGGGAAGCUCGGGACGCCAUCAGGCAGACAUGGGGCAAAGACACUGUGGUUCAGGGCGAGGUGGUGCUCACUCUGUUCAUGCUGGGCCUCCCUGGAGGAGCUGAUGCUGGGCAGCAAAAGGAGAAGCUCAACCAGGAGAAUCUUGAGCACCACGAUCUGAUCCAGAGUGACUUCAUGGACACUUACCUCAAUCUGACCAUCAAAACCAUGGUGAUCAUGGACUGGCUGGCAACCCGCUGCCCUACAGCAGCAUACGCCAUGAAGAUUGAUUCUGACAUGUUCUUGAACAUUGACAAUCUGGUCACUAUGCUGCAGAAGCCAGGCAUUCCUAAGCUGAACUACCUGACAGGGAUGCUUAUGUGGAACAGGCCGGUUGUCCGUACAAAGAGCUCUAAGUGGUAUGUCUCUGAGGAGUUGUACCCAGAUCCCACGUACCCGACCUACACUCUCGGCAUGGGAUAUGUCUUCUCCAAUGAUCUCCCAGAGAAAUUUGUGCAGGUCUCAAAAUCAAUCAAACCCUUUAAUAUAGAGGAUGCUUAUAUUGGAAUGUGCAUGAAAAAGUUGGGACUUGCACCAACAUCACCGCCAAAUCCCUCCCAGUUCAAGGCUUAUAACACCAAAUACAAUCGCUGUGAAUACUCCAAGGUCAUCACCUACAUUCUUGGUUCUUCACAAGAGUUGAUAAAAUACUGGACAGACUUGAAGAAGCCUGAACCACCUUGUUAGGACAAUGACUACUACAGAUGCACAGAGAAAUCACUUGGGUGGAAAGGGUUGGGUGGCGGAAUAUUGGGAGGUUAACUUAUUUAUAGGUAUAAUUCUCAUACAUCCUCAUUUCAGAAAUGAGAAUUAAGAUUUGGAAAGAUUAUGUUUCUGAACAGCUGCACAAUAGAAAUGGUUAAUUUUUUUUGACUUUGGUGUAGGUCUAUUUAAAAAUCCUAUGGGUUGUCAACAAAGACAGUUAUGAAGUGUUUAUAUGAUCUGAUGUGAAGUUAAAUGGAAAUAUGAGUGGAACCAAAGGUACCCUGAGGAGCUUUUUGAUGUGAUGAUUUCUAUAUUGUUUAUGUCUUGGUUGUACCUGCAUAUGCUAAAAGGCAGACAUGCAUGACACAAGCACACACUACAAUGCCUGAACACACAUUGCUAGUAAAUACAGGAUGGAGUGAUUACAGAUUACAGCAUUAUAGAGUCAAAAAAAAAGAAAAAUAAAUAAAAUAAGAGAGGAAGACCUGUUGAAGCUAAUGCAACAAAUGCAGGUUUAGAGUAGGUAAGACUGCAGUAAUUGCGAGGUAUGACCUUUCAACGCAUUUGCUAUGUCUUAAGGCUACAUAUUACAUUUCGAGGAAGAAUGUUGUGUAUAUACUAAAAUGUGUUUACAAUUAAUACUCCUAAGGGUAUGUUUUAGGUUACAAAGGAAAGAAGCCACUGGUGUAAAGAAAGAAAGGUGUAAAGAUUAUUUUCCUGUUGUUUUGCAGAUUAAUGUAUUUUUUAAAAACUUAAUUAAACAACUAAAGAAGCCAACCUACAGAAUGCUCUCCUGAAACUAAUUUGUGAUUAAAAACUAUGACAGUAUACAGUGGCAUUGAAGUGAUCUCUUCCUAACAUCACUACAUUCAGAUGUACACAGGUAUCCUGGUUCUGAUCAGGUUUUUGCAGUAUCUGGGUUAUGUGUUGUGUAUGUAAGCACCACACAUCCUGCUUUCAGAAACCUGAACAGUGUAAGAAUUAUGUAUUCAUGUUUCUCAUGUUCCAUGUUAACUCCAUAUCUUAAAUAUGAUAAAACCAGGAUACGGCUAGAAAUGUACAUGUACUCGAUACAAGAGGCCAAAAUCCAUUGCUUGUUCUGUACAAAAGACUUAGCUUAGCCAGAUUAAGUUGGUAUUCUCCAAAGAUUUUGAUACACAGUUCCCUUUUUGUGUUGCUAUCCCUCUACUAAAGCUCAAUGAGGAAACACAAAGAGGGGUUUUCCACUAAAAGACUAACUUUGGAAGAUAUCCAAUUGAUUUGUUUAGUUCCUUGUUAAGCCUCCUAUUAGCACCAGCUAAAUUAAAAACACAUUUUUUGCACAGAAUGAGGAUUUUGUCCCCCUCUUCUUACAGCGGAGUUGUACGUUGGGUCUGUAUGGAGAGGAGGAAUGCUUACAUCGACCAAAAACUUUCACUUGAUUCUCAAGUGGAUGUUCGGAAGAAAUCUGAAUCUAUUCUUAGGGAAUUCGAGUACCGUACUUAAAAUUUGCCACUAUUUUCACUCCAUAGAGGUUGGCAAUGAGACAAUGACUGUUUUGGUUUCAUGUACUCUAAUGACACUAUAUACUUUACUUCACUAUAUAUUUUCACUAUAUACAGUAUAUACACUUGUAUAUACACUUUGCAAAUGAUCUGAGACUCUACACCCACAUUACUUAGAACUUAGAACAGGAUGCCAUCUCCUCUUAUCUUUGUAGGGAUAGUAUUUACUGCUAUUAGUCCAUCCACUCACUCCUCUUUGGCUGCAUGAAGAAAUAAGCAUUUUAAAUGCCCUGCAAAAGCAGAAGGACAAUAACAAGGCCAAAAUAACGAGCUCAAGGAGAAUAUUUUUCUCUAUAGAAGUCUAUAGUGCAGUUUGUGUCUCUCUAAUUUUCUUCUAACCAUCCUUAAAAUCUACAUCCUUACACUAUCAGGGAGGUUUACUGUGGCUGUGGUAUAAUCAGAUGUAUCAUGCUCACAGCUUUUUCUGUGGCCUUGAACUGGAACAGCCAGUAAAGUUAUUUUAACUUAUGCCAACAGGAAUUUACAGGGAAAUCUGUCUCAUGACAUGACUCAUUCAGGAAAAUUGCACAGAGCAUAGAUUGCACAGUUACGAGGAAACUGUUACUGUUUUUUGUUUUUUUUUGUCUUUUUUUAUCAUUCAUUACUGGUAUAAAGUUACAACUGCUAAAACAUACAUACAGAUUUUGACAAAAGCUAAAAUAAUCAGGAAAUCAUUUGACAGACUGCACCAUGAAAGACAGAUUAAACUGGGAAGCUCAGGGAUAAUUGGGAAUAUGUUUGAAUAAUGUAGAGAGUGGCAUGUCACCAUUUGCCUUUUAAGGCAAAACAUACUGUUUACAUUUCCAAAAAUCUGCAGCAAUGAUGGUGCACUGAGUUAAGUGACUUGUCUUUGAGAGACAAGAUGAAGACGAUAUGAACCCUGACAAGCUCUGAACAGACUUUGUCACAGAUAGCUUGUGACACGCCACUUAACCUACAGGUAUGUGAUAUGCACAUCACUGUGUCAGAACAGGUCAGAGUAAAUGCUGUGGAGUCCUGAUUGAAUGCCCAUUUUUCAUGAGAAAUAUACAGGAGAAUUUGUUGAUAUUUCCCUCAAAUGCACAAGUUCCCUGUGGAUCAUAAAUACAGCACAAAUUCAUAUGUGUUAUCAUAUAGCUCACUUUUCUUUAACUGUUUUGCACUGCAUUAAUGAAAUGAUCAUGACUUUUUUCUCCUGCAGUUACAGAAGAUUAUUUUUUAUGUAAUCCUUUCAAAUGCAUGAUACAUCCACUGCAGGAUAUAGUUAACAUUUCCUUCUACAGUAAAAUAAAAUAUGUUGUGUAAUCAGAUGGAGUUAAAGGGGAUUUUUUAAAAUGUCCUUCAUUUGAUGAUUUUCCCUGCUUUGCCAGUUGCCUGCAAAUCUGGUUGAUACAGCAAUCUAUAUUUAAUUAUUCUUCUUUUUUUUUUUUUUUACUUUUAUGUCAUACCUUUACUACAUAGUAUAUGUAUAUGUGUGAGAAAGAUAAAAAAAAUGUACUAUUUAAAUCUUCAUUUAGCAUUGCUAUAUGUUUUGCCAUUACUGUUUCAUCAGGUUUAUACAGUCAUCAGGGUGUGCUGUUUCAGCUCAUCUGUUUGUGACAUUCAUGGACAAGAUAUCAUGUUGCAUUCAAGGUCUGAAGUGUCUAAUUUGGUGACACUCAAACAAUAUCACAGCUCUUUCUAGAUAAUGUUGUCCUUGUAUCUUCAUCAGACCAUGACAUUUGAAUCGCACUGUACAGUCUGCAGGCAGCUGAUGUGGUAGAAAAAAGUUUUUAGUAAAAAGAGUAUUGUUUCUGUUCUUCUUU
This is a messenger RNA of Lates calcarifer (barramundi perch), 4731 nucleotides long. RefSeq names its product beta-1,3-galactosyltransferase 2. Lineage: Eukaryota; Metazoa; Chordata; Actinopteri; Centropomidae. Gene Ontology annotation, molecular function: N-acetyl-beta-D-glucosaminide beta-(1,3)-galactosyltransferase activity. Gene Ontology annotation, cellular component: membrane. The transcript has 2 exons. The record is from RefSeq and is a predicted model, not a curated record. The coding region runs from base 207 to 1385 and encodes 392 amino acids.